GGGGUGGGCACAGGGGAGGGUGAAGUUGCAGCAAAUGUCUGACUUUCUGUCCUGCUCUUUCGCGGCUCCCACUGUCCGAGUUUUGUUCUGAGCAAAGUGAAGAAGCCGCAGCAGUAGCGGCUCGACAACCAGGAAAUAAAGUACAGUAACAAAUAAGCAGCAUGAUUCCCCGGAGCGGCCGCAACUUCGCCUUUUUGUGAUAUUUUAGUGCAUUAACUUUCAAAGCGGUGCGGAGUCACAGCAAGGUGUCACACACACCGCCAGCGACCCAAUUUAAGGAGUCGUGUGCCGAAUCAUCUCGUGUGUUCUGUGGAUUUGAAGAAGCUUGUGAGGAAUUGGAAACACUCUUGGUCAGAGUGUGAGAACGGUACUGCUCCAGAUUUGGCAUCAAAUAAAGAAUAUAGACGCACUGGAGAAGAUACAAAAAAUAUUUCCAAGAAUGAUGCCACAACUGAAAAGUUUAUAACUUUAAAGAAAGGUGGAACAGAUUGCGAUUCCUUUGACUGGAAAAGCCAAGGUGGAGAGAGUUGAUUGCAGCAGUGUCUUGGGGAUUAUACUUCAGUGUCUGGAAGCUCCAAGACAAUCCUGGAGGGUUGGCAACUGCAAUUUGACUGCAUACAGCACAAAAUCCAGUGCAGUGUCAAACUGGAUUUUACGAAGUGCUCCGAAGCAGCCUCUGAACCAUCACGUGUUGUGAGGUGAAAAAGAAACUUUGCCUACUGUUACAGAAUGAUGGCCUGCAUUACGGUAACUGAUGUGGACACCGGAUCAGCCCCGCUCCAAAAUGGAGACCUUCAUCAAAGCUCACAAACACCCAUACAGGCCGGAAUGGGCUUGCAAGUAAAACUUUAUCCUAUCCCUGGAAAACCAGAUAACAAUUGCCUAACGUUUCCACCAGAUGAAUAUGUCGCAGAAGAGAUCUGCAUAGCAGCUGCCAAAGCCUGUGGUAUUCCACCAGUGUACUAUACCCUUUUUGCUCUGAUGAGUGAGAAAGACCGCUCUUGGUAUCCUCCAAACCAUGUCUUCGAUGUUGAUGAUUCAGCAGAUGAAUCCACCAUUUUCCGACUAAGAUUCUACUUUCCACAUUGGUAUAGUCCUGGAAAUAAUAGAGCCUUUCGCUAUGGUGUUACCAAGGGUGCAGAGAGCCCUUUUAUCGAUGAUACUAUAAUGACGUACCUUUUUGCUCAGUGGCGUGAUGACUUUAUUAAUGGAUGGGUAAAAAUACCAGUUACACAUGAAACACAAGAGGAAUGUCUUGGUAUGGCAGUGCUCGAUAUAAUGAGAAUGGCAAAGGAGAAGGACCAAUCUCCUUUGGACAUCUAUCACACAAACAGUUACAAAUCGUUGUUGCCGAAAAAUAUUCGCCUAAAGAUCCAAAAUUACCACUUUGUAACAAGGAAGCGGAUUCGAUACAGAUUUUACAGGUUUAUCCAGCAAUUCAGCCAGUGCAAUGCAAGCGCUCGAGAUCUGAAGUUGAAGUAUUUGAUUAACAUGGAAACUCUUCAGCCUGCCUUUUUCUCGGAGUAUUUUGAAGUGAAGGAGCCAGUGCAAGGACCUUCAGGAGAAGAUAUCUUUACAACCAUCAUUGUAACUGGAAAUGGAGGAAUUCAGUGGAUGAAGGGGAAAUGUAAAGACCACAAUUUUCAGUCUGAUCAGGAUCUACAGCCUUAUUGCGAUUUCCCUGAAAUCAUCAACGUCAGCAUCAAGCAAGCAAGCAAAGAUGGCUCCUCCGAGGGCAGAAUAGUCACCAUAAACAGACAGGACAGCAAGACUUUGGAAGUGGAGUUUCCGUCCCUGAAAGAAGGCUUUUCAUUUGUCUCACUAAUUGAUGGAUAUUAUAGGCUGACUGCAGAUGCUCAUCACUACCUCUGUAAAGAGGUUGCACCUCCAAGAUUGUUGGAAAACAUUCAGAUUAACUGCCAUGGGCCCAUCGCGAUGGACUUUGCUGUGCAUAAACUCAGGAAGGCAGGAAAUCAGAAAGGCUUUUACAUUCUUCGAUGUAGCCCCAAAGAGUUUAAUAAGUACUUUCUCACUGUGGCCAUAGAGAAAGACAAUGUGACUGAAUGCAGACACUGCUUGAUUACCAAGAAUGAAAACAAUGAAUACAAUCUGAAUGGAGCAAAGAAGAGUUUCAGCAGCCUCAGAGAGUUGCUAAACUGCUACAAAAAGGAGAUUGUCCGUUCCGAUGGUGUUAUUUUCCAGUUUAGCAAAUGCUGUCCACCAAAACCAAAAGAUAAAUCUAACCUUCUGGUCUUGAGGAGCAACAGUGCUUCUGAUCUGCCAACAUCGCCAACAUUGCAGAGGCACAAUGUCAGCCAAAUGGUAUUUCACAAGAUCAGGAAAGAAGAUUUGGUGUUUGGUGAAAGCCUGGGGCAAGGAACAUUCACCAAAAUCUUCAAAGGAGUAAGGGAAGAAUUGGGAGAUUAUGGUCAAAUACACAAGACAGAAGUUCUCUUAAAAGUGCUGGAAAAGGCACACAGAAAUUACUCUGAGAGCUUUUUUGAGGCAGCAAGCAUGAUGAGCCAACUGUCCUAUAAGCACUUGGUGUUAAAUUACGGAGUCUGUGUAUGUGGUGAAGAGAAUGUCAUGGUUCAGGAAUAUGUGAAGUUUGGAUCACUGGACACAUAUCUGAAGAGAAACAAAAACAAUGUGAAUAUCCUGUGGAAGCUGGAGGUGGCCAAGCAGUUGGCUUGGGCGAUGCAUUUCUUAGAAGACCGAAACCUUGUCCAUGGAAAUGUCUGUGCCAAGAAUGUGCUGAUGAUCAGGGAAGAGGAUAGGAAGACUGGAAACCCUCCAUUCAUAAAGCUUGCUGAUCCUGGAGUUGGUAUGACAGUUCUAUCGAAAGACGUCUUAGUUGAACGGAUUCCCUGGGUGCCACCAGAAUGCAUUGAGGAUCCCAAGAAUUUGAGCUUGGCAACAGACAAAUGGAGUUUUGGUACUACUUUAUGGGAGAUUUGCAGUGGAGGAGAUAAGCCACUUGGUCCACUUGACUCCACAAGGAAACUGCAGUUUUACGAAGAUAAGCAUCAGCUUCCUGCGCCAAAGUGGUUAGAGCUGGCAAACCUCAUCAAUCAAUGCAUGAAUUAUGAUCCAGACUUCAGGCCUUCGUUUCGUGCCAUAAUACGUGACCUGAACAGCCUCUUUACCCCAGAUUAUGAAUUAUUGGCCGAAAGUGACUUACUGCCAAAUAUGCGAGGUGGCGGUCUUGGCUUCCUUGGUGCCUGUACAGACCAUGAUCCUGCACAGUUUGAGGAAAGGCAUCUCAUAUUUUUACAGCAGUUGGGCAAGGGUAACUUUGGCAGUGUUGAGCUCUGCCGAUAUGACCCACUGCAGGACAGCACAGGCGAUGUGGUGGCAGUGAAGAAGCUGCAGCAAAGCACUGCAGAACACGUACGCGACUUUGAAAGAGAAAUUGAAAUCCUCAAGUCCCUUCAGCAUGACAACAUUGUCAAGUACAAAGGAGUGUGCUACAGCGCUGGACGGAGAAACUUGAGAUUAAUUAUGGAGUACCUACCUCAUGGAAGCCUUCGUGACUAUUUACAGAAGAACAAAGAUCGGAUUGAUCACAAGAAGCUGCUUGCUUAUGCUUCUCAAAUCUGCAAGGGGAUGGAGUAUCUGGGAACCAAACGAUAUAUACACCGAGACCUGGCAACACGAAACAUUCUUGUGGAAAAUGAGAACCGGGUGAAAAUCGGUGAUUUUGGUUUGACCAAAGUCUUACCACAAGAUAAAGAAUAUUACAAGGUGAAAGAGCCAGGGGAAAGUCCAAUCUUUUGGUACGCACUGGAGUCCCUGAUGGAGAACAAGUUCUCAGUGGCUUCAGAUGUCUGGAGCUUUGGAGUGGUGCUAUAUGAACUUUUCACAUACAGCGAGAAGACUAAAAGUCCACCAUCAGAAUUCAUGCGCAUGAUCGGCAGUGACAAGCAAGGACAGAUGAUUGUCUUCCAUUUGAUCGAGCUUCUUAAAGUGGGUAGAAGGCUGCCAAAUCCGGAUGGGUGUCAUGACAUGAUGUAUUUAAUAAUGAAGGAAUGCUGGAACAGUGCAUCGACUCAGCGUCCAACUUUUAAGGAACUUGCUCAAAAAGUGGACUCUAUGAGGGAUUCUAUGGGAGGAUGAGUUUGCAGAAUGUUCAACUUUGUGCUCUUUUGUCCAAUCACAACUGCUGCUUUUCCAACCUGUAGCUGGCACUGUCCAAACUCUUGGGCACACAAUCAAAUCAAGGGGACUGAUUGCUAUCAUACCACGUUCUAACAAGCAGGAUCACUUUGGACUUCUUUUACAGGCCCUGGGAAAGGAUAGUCCUUCCACUGUGAUGUUACAGUUCAUCAGGACAAACUGCUAAUUCUGUACAAAAAACAUAAUCAAGUAGGUGCUGUAACUGUGACAUGAUCUGCCCACUUCAGGCAUGGUAACAGGAGGAUUUAAUAUUGCAACUGUUCAUAAUAGGAGGAGUUAACUUUACGGAGAUGACACUUCACAGCGAUGCAAGGGGUUUUCAUUUGUGACGAACGUCAAAUGGCUUUCAUCACUGAAUGCAAAGCAAUAUGUUGUGCUAUUUGCACAAGAACUGGCUAAAGAAAAAGAUUCUAAUUGUAAAUUUGUCCUUUGUAACCUAAACCUGCCCUAACAUAAAUUCCUUCAAAGAAUGGAGAAUAAUUUCACUGUAACAUAUAGGGCCCCAUUUACACUUGUCGUAGUUAAUAGAGCUAAAAUUAUUAUCUACAAAAGGAAAGGAACAUUAUCUGGAGCUGAAUAUUUUCAUGAACCAACUAGGCUGUGAAUGUGAAUAUAGUGAUGUAUUAAAUAAUGAUGAUUGUAGAAAGUGUGUAUUACUGUAGAAUAAGGCAGAUGUUGGGAUGAUAAGUUUCUAAAAGAUUUUCUAAUGCUGUGCAAAUUUGGAAAUUGCCACAUUCAUUAAGGAAGAAUUGUGUCGUAUGUGAUCUGGAAUGUACAGCAAUGCAUAGUUAGUAGCCAACUUGAUCCGCCAUAUGUUAUACUGCGAUUAUGAUAAUGGAUUAAUUGUGAAGGAAAGAGAUGUUGACUGCAGUCAUCUUAGAUUAAUUAUAUGAAGGAAAGCUCAGGGACGUAUUUUUUUUAACAAAGUUAUAAAUGUGGGAUUCAUUGUUUAGUCCAGAAAUAAGUUGUUAUGUGCAUUAAUUUGGUGGGAGUUCAAGGCCAUUUUUGAAUUUAUUCUGCCAAUCAGGCCCACCACCAGAUUCUCAUGGACAAGCAGGGGUGGGCAACAAAUGCCAGUUUUGCCAGCAAUGCUCACAUCCAAAGAAUUUUUUUUUUAAAUCAUGCAAAUCCUCCAUAGUCCUUAGCCCUCCAUGGAAAAGCAUUCUUCAGUGAUUCAUGAAGUAUAACAAAAAUGUAAAUAUAAAAGGACCAGCAUCUGAACUUUAUCCAUUUGAUUGUAGUAAGUUAACCAUUACUGCUAGGAUUUAUCCUAGACUAAGGAGUAUGCAUUUGCAGAAUACAUAAAUAUAGCUGCAUACUUACAUGGAGAGCAAGGACAUUUUUUGGUAAUAUUGAUUUGGAGCUUGAAUUGCAAAAGAGCUUUUCAUUUUCAUUUUGUUCUUUAUUUUAAUUUUUUACAGACUCUUAAGUUCUCUUCCACAUGUACAGUCUCAGUUUGAACUGCAUUGUUUCAAAGAAUAAUCAGAAAUCUCAACAGUUAUCAAUGAUUCAGUGUUUCCAUGCACCAAACUAACAGUGGCUGAAAAAUGAGCAUUUGGAAAUACUGUGCAUUCUGUAAAUGAUCCACAUAACAGCAAUGCACUACUAUCAGCAUACAUACAUUGAAAUCUUCCAUUUGUUAGAUGAGAGUUAUCCAGCAAAUACUAACAAUGUAAGUCAUGUGUGCUCAUUUGCUUCUUCCAUUUUGGUUACAAGGCACAGAAUGCAACAUUUUAGUGGCUACAUGCUGUUGCUAAGUGGUAUAAAGGAUUGGCCUGGUACUGGGUGAAUGUUGGGAAGAGAGUGGUUGAAUGCAAAUGCACAGUGCAGCAUUUUCAUGUUGGCACGGUAUAUUUAUGGGGCUACUUACCUCUGGUCCUUGUUCUUUGUGGGAUUCGAGUUUUUGGGUGUGAGCUUUGGAAAGACCAUCUCUGAGAUGGAGGGAUGUAAUCAACAGGCAAUUACCAUUAAACUGUUUUUGCCAGAACUCUGUUUCCUGCAAAAUUUUUCAGCACCACGUUCCAUCAAGCAGCCUCAAACAGUAUUUAGCACUGCUAGGUUAAUGACCAGUGCUAUUGCUUGGAUUUCACUAAAAGGCCAUUGUUGCAGUUAUGGAAUGUCUUGCAAUGUUCACUUGAACUGUGAAAAAGUCCAGAUGUAUUCUCUUUGGGAUACAUAGCAGAGGAGCAAUUUGAAGCAAUGAGUGGAUUGUUGAUUUACAGCAUAUUGGCUUAAGUACUACUUCUUUAUUGUGCUACUACCAAACUGCUGAAAUAAGCCAAGAGACAUUACUGUUGUCCCUUGGGGAACUGCAGGUAAUUAAUGAUGCAGACUGACUGGAGAAAACCAGGAGAUAUUUCUUUAAGAGUAAGACUGAAGCAAAAUUGAAAAGCACAUCUCCUCGGAUGCUAUUGUUCUUUCUGUUUGAACAAACAAAAUCAAUUUAGAACUUUGGUACUCAUGCAUGUUGAUUUUGUCUGUCCAAUAAAAAAGCUAUACGUGCCUCUUAA
Carcharodon carcharias (great white shark) is the source of this 6686-nucleotide messenger RNA. RefSeq names its product tyrosine-protein kinase JAK2-like. The record is from RefSeq and is a predicted model, not a curated record. The transcript has 28 exons. Bases 730 to 4116 code for a protein of 1128 amino acids. Gene Ontology annotation, molecular function: histone binding; ATP binding; non-membrane spanning protein tyrosine kinase activity. Gene Ontology annotation, biological process: peptidyl-tyrosine phosphorylation; hemopoiesis; cell surface receptor signaling pathway via JAK-STAT. NCBI's taxonomy places the organism in Eukaryota, Metazoa, Chordata, Chondrichthyes, Lamniformes, Lamnidae. Gene Ontology annotation, cellular component: membrane; cytoskeleton; cytosol.